AUGCCAAUUGACUAUUCUAAAUGGGAUAAGAUUGAACUGUCUGACGAUUCAGAUGUCGAAGUUCAUCCUAAUGUUGACAAAAGAUCCUUUAUUAAAUGGAAGCAACAAAGCAUACAUGAGACUCGUAUGAAAAGAAGUCAGGACAUCAAAAAUUUAGAAGUGCAGGUGCACAUGUAUGCUUGCUUAAACAAGCGAGUAGAUAAGCUUCUAGCAAACGUUAGUGACGAAGAACUUGGAACAAAGGAAUCAAUCUCGAAAUACUUGAACGGGAAUUUCGAUAAGACAGAGAAAAGCGAAGGCGAGAACGUUGAUCCAGAUAUUCCCUCCUACAAUGAAAUGGUUGAGGAUCUUUUUGAGCAAUUACAGAAAGAUGCGGAGAAACAAGGGAGGAAUCUAAAGGAUGGUUCAGUCCUGAGAGAAUUAGCUUUAGAACACAGAAAAAAGAUCGAUAAGGUUACUGUAGAGGCGAAAACAAAACUAGAAGAGCUGUAUCGAGAGAAGAGCGCACAUAUUUCGUCUGAUGACAUUUCCACUGGGUUUGAUAGUGGUUUCUUGAACAAGAAUAAGGAAGAUGCUAAAUUGGAAUCCACUAUGAAAGAAAUAGCUGCGAAUAAUGGUGCUGCGAACUCGACUGUAGCACUACCUUUGCCGCCUAUGCAAUUCAUUGAGUACGAGGACGUGAUGAAACUAGCACCUGAAACAGAGACUUUUGGGAGUAUAUCCAGUAGCGACUACAAAAAAUCGCAAUCGUAUCUUCUUGAUAAUAUGCCGAUUAUUUCAGAGCAACAAAAGGAUGCUUUGAUGAUGAAGGCUUUUGAAUAUCAAAUGAGUAAUGAUGAAAAAUCUGCUUACAGGGUUAUUCAUCAAUCUGAGCUACUUGCGUACAUUCGCGAAAUUUACGAUAUGAAGAAGAUUGGUGUCUUGAAGGGAAAUGAAAUGACAGAAGUCAUUAAUGUGUUUUUUAAGAGGGUUAUUUUUGGUAAUAAUAUUGCUGGUAAACAGUCCUUCUUACAAUCUGUGCAGGCAAAGUUUGAUCAUGUGAAAAAGCGUGUAAAAAUAAUGGAGCAGGAACAAGAAGCUGAAGAACAAGGUGUUGAAACUAUACAGUUGAAGUCACUUGAUGAGUCUAAUGAGUUGGAGGUUAACUUACCUGAUUUUGAUUCUUCAGAUCCUAACGAGAUGAAAAGAGUAGCAGCAUUUAAAAAACUUCCACCUAAAAUGCAAGAUGCCGUCAGUACUAAAAAUUUGGAUACAGUUAAUGAAGUGUUCGCAGAAACCCCCAUCAAGGAAGCAGAAGAAUAUUUAGAGCUUUUCGGUGAAGCUGAUAUUAUUGGAGUUAAAGCAUUACUGGAGAAUGAAGAAGAUUUCAAUCAGCUGAAGAGUGAAUAUCAAAAAGAAAAUAUAUUGGAGGAAUUAAGCAUAGGUGAGCAGGAUAACGGAGAACAAGUUAACACUACUGAUACUGUCGACUGA
This is a messenger RNA of Zygotorulaspora mrakii, 1473 nucleotides long. It is a transcript of the gene CDC37, whose product is annotated as Hsp90 co-chaperone CDC37. Gene Ontology annotation, molecular function: heat shock protein binding; protein kinase binding; protein-folding chaperone binding. The transcript has a single exon. Gene Ontology annotation, biological process: protein stabilization; protein folding. The record is from RefSeq and is a predicted model, not a curated record. Bases 1 to 1473 code for a protein of 490 amino acids. Gene Ontology annotation, cellular component: cytoplasm. Lineage: Eukaryota; Fungi; Ascomycota; Saccharomycetes; Saccharomycetales; Saccharomycetaceae.